AUGCUCGUCCGCUCGCGUAUCGCUGGAAUGAUCCCGCGCGGUUCGUUGCCCCUCGGCGUCCUGCUUCAGCACGUAUCUGCUGCCCGGCGAUUACAUCCGCAAGCACUAUGCCUUUCGCUACCCACUACGAUUGCGCGCUUUUAUGCUCGUCCCCCGCAGGAACCGAGGGUAGGAACGACUACACCAGUGCCAGACGAUGCUGCCCCGCCUGUGUCUAAACCGCCCUUCUACUUCGAAGCCGGAUACGCGCUGUAUCAUAAGCGUCCGUCGCGUCCAUUUCCGCCGCCGUUCCUGUCGUUACCCUCGACGAGCUUCUCCGAGCCUCUGAGUACCCAUCACAAGAGCAGAGACCGACGGCCGAAGGUGAAUGGCGAAAUGAUCCGGGGAGUUACAAACGGGGACGACGCAGUGCUGGUCAGCGACUACUUUAUUGGCGCAAAUGAUGGGGUGGGUGCUUGGGCAACCAAGGAGAAGGGACAUGCUGCGCUCUGGUCGAGACUGAUCCUCCAUUUCUGGUCCCUGGAAGCCGAGCACGCAAAGUACGACCCACAACACGAGCCAGAUCCCGUUUCGUAUCUCGAGAGGGCGUUUGAGCAGACGCAACAAGCAACUUCCGAACCGAAUGAAUGGUUCGGCACAACGACCGCAUGCGCCGCGCUUCUCAGCGCAGACGACCAUAAUCCAACACGCCCAGUACUGUACGUUACACAGCUUGGCGACUCGCAGAUUCUAGUCAUACGACCGAAAGACAAGGAGGUCAUCUUCAAGACCACUGAGCAAUGGCACUGGUUCGAUUGCCCGCGGCAACUGGGAACAAACAGUCCUGACACGCCCGCUCAGAACGCAGUAAUGGAUCGCAUUGAGAUCGAGGAAGAUGACAUUGUUAUUGCUAUGACUGACGGUGUGGUCGACAACCUGUGGGAGCAUGAAGUAGUGGAGAAUGUAGUGGACAGCAUGUACAAGUGGCUGGACCAGAAGAGCUUGUCACAUCCUGAUAAGGAGCCUGCCGAACAGAGUUACGCAGACGGGAUGCGAUAUGUUGCUCAGGAACUAGUGAACGCUGCACGGACGAUUGCUGAGGACCCGUUUGCAGAGAGCCCUUACAUGGAGAAGGCGGUUGAUGAGGGUCUGUCCAUCGAAGGAGGUGAGUUCACUCGGCCUGCAUUUCUAUGUUUUGACAAUACUCAUGCCAUUCAGGUAAACUCGAUGAUAUCAGCGUAG
Molecule: messenger RNA, 1221 nt
Organism: Didymosphaeria variabile
Lineage: Eukaryota; Fungi; Ascomycota; Dothideomycetes; Pleosporales; Didymosphaeriaceae
Exons: 2
Coding region: 1-1221 (406 amino acids)
Source: RefSeq, a predicted model, not a curated record